AUGACUUUCUACGGGGACUUCUAUAACAAUGGACGCUACUCCCUCUAUGGCUAUGGAGACCUCUAUGGCUUCGGGGGCCUGAAUGGCUACAAUGGCUACAGAUUUGGGGGCCUGAAUGGCUACUAUGGGAGCCCCUACGGCUACCGAAGCUUCGGGAACCUGUACGGGAGCAGAGGCUUGCUUGGUUAUGGGGGCUUCUAUGGGUCUGGGGACCGGUAUGGCCUUGGGUAUGGCCUGGGUUCUUAUUUUGGCAACAGAUACUUCUACUGA
Messenger RNA from Apus apus (common swift), 270 nucleotides. Its product is annotated as keratin-associated protein 19-2-like. Bases 1 to 270 code for a protein of 89 amino acids. The record is from RefSeq and is a predicted model, not a curated record. Lineage: Eukaryota; Metazoa; Chordata; Aves; Apodiformes; Apodidae. The transcript has a single exon.